Molecule: messenger RNA, 9171 nt
Organism: Sebastes umbrosus (honeycomb rockfish)
Lineage: Eukaryota; Metazoa; Chordata; Actinopteri; Perciformes; Sebastidae
Gene: ptprfa
Product: protein tyrosine phosphatase receptor type Fa
Exons: 37
Coding region: 829-6537 (1902 amino acids)
Biological process (GO): protein dephosphorylation
Molecular function (GO): protein tyrosine phosphatase activity; protein binding
Source: RefSeq, a predicted model, not a curated record
ACAUGUUAUGAAAUGCUAUUUCAUUCAUUUUCAUAAUAACUGAAUUGUAUUGGAUAUCAUUGUUAUUUAAUUCCAACAGUGUAUUGCUCAGGGGCUCCUCGGUGAGGUGAACAGUCACACUGCUCAGUGAACGGAUUCUGUCUCCUUACUAAACACACACAUCUUGUUAUUCGCGGAUUUGUAAAAAAAAAAAAUGAAACAGAAGCUCGUAAAUGUGCUUCCAAAGCUCGGACGUCAUCGACAGCCUCACACUACGCUAGAGUUCUCCCGGAAACAGCCGAAUGUGGCCGACGCCUCCCGAGGGUGUGUGUGGAGGAAGCGUCGGGGAUGGAGCUCCGGCAGAGCGGAGCCGCCGCGGACAGACAGGGACAGACAGGGAGCAGACGGAUACACACCGAGCUCUGACCGGGGAACACUCACACAGAACUAGUCCAGAGACCCGGCAGCUCAGCGGGGAUUUACCGGACACUCCUCACGGAGCCUUGUACGGACCUGUUCUCCAGUUCACCGGGGGAUUAGAGCAGGUGUUGGGACUGGAGGAAUUGGGAGACUCUUUUAAACUGUGUCUCAUCUGGGGGACCUGCCUGCUCUUCUUGUCUUCAACAUCUUUUCCCGACAUGCAAACGUCCAGGAGACCCUAGAACAUGGUGUCACUCUAUGACUGUGUGAGGUCGUAGCCAAUCAGCAGCAGCGUCAGGACCAGAGGAGAGCGUACCAACAGUCAGACUAUGGACCUGAGAUUCAGACGGCUGUCGCCUCUCACCAGGGGAGCUCUUCAUCUCCUGCUGCUGGCCAGACUGGUCUCUGCCUUCUCACACAGAGGUGAGCAUGCCCGGCUUCAUCAAGUCCCCCGACGAUCAGACAGGGAUUUCGGGAGGAGUGGCAUCGUUCGUGUGCCAGGCAGUGGGUGAGCCCAAACCUCGCAUCACCUGGAUGAAGAAGGGGAAGAAAGUCAGCUCUCAGCGCUUUGAGGUGAUUGAGUUUGAUGACGGCUCGGGCUCCGUGCUGCGUAUCCAGCCUUUGAGGACCCACCGCGACGAAGCCAUCUACGAGUGCACGGCCACCAACAGUGCGGGAGAGAUCAACACCAGCGCCAAGCUCACUGUCUUAGAGGAGGACCAGAUCCCUCAUGGUUUCCCCACCAUAGACAUGGGGCCCCAGCUGAAGGUUGUGGAGAGAACGCGUACCGCUACGAUGCUGUGUGCUGCCAGUGGCAACCCCGACCCAGAGAUCUACUGGUUCAAAGACUUCCUACCUGUGGACAUCGGCAGCAGCAACGGGCGCAUCAAACAGCUGCGUUCAGGUGGUACACCAAUCAGAGGAGCGCUUCAGAUAGAGAACAGCGAGGAGUCGGACCAGGGCAAGUACGAGUGUGUGGCAGUCAACAGCGCCGGGACUCGCUACUCUGCUCCGGCUAACCUUUAUGUUCGAGAUCAACGGGAAGUUCGCCGCGUGCCUCCCCGUUUCUCCAUCCCCCCCACCAAUCACGAGGUGAUGCCCGGCGGCAGCGUCAACCUGACCUGCGUUGCGGUUGGCGCUCCCAUGCCUUAUGUCAAGUGGAUGAGCGGCGAGGUGGAGCUGACCCGGGAGGAGGAGAUGCCUAUUGGCCGCAACGUCUUGGAGCUCACCAACAUCCGGCAGUCUGCCAACUACACCUGCGUGGCCAUAUCCUCCCUGGGCAUGAUCGAGACCACGGCCCAGAUCACUGUCAAAGCCCUGCCCAAGCCACCCACUUCCCUCAUCGUGACAGAAACCACGGCUACCAGUGUCACCCUUACCUGGGACUCUGGCAACCCAGAACCGGUAUCCUACUAUGUGAUCCAGUACCACGCCAAAGUGUCUGACAACGGCUUCCAGGAAGUAGACGGAGUAGCCACGACCCGAUACAGCAUUGGCGGCCUCAGCCCCUUCUCGGAAUAUGAGUUUCGCGUUAUGGCCGUCAACAACGUUGGCCGGGGGCCUCCCAGCGGUAUCGUAGACACCCGCACAAGCGAGCAAGCGCCCUCAUCGCCUCCUCUUCACAUCCAGGCACGCAUGCUGAGCUCCAGCACCAUGCUGGUGCAGUGGGAACCUCCAGAGGAGCCCAACGGCCAAAUCCGGGGCUACCGGGUCUACUACAGCUCCGAACACGAAGCCCCGCUCAACGCCUGGCAGAAACACAACACAGAUGACAGCCAGCUCACCACCAUCUCAGGCCUCACCACGGAUAUCACCUACAGCCUGAGGGUGCUGGGCUUCACCUCUGUGGGAGACGGGCCUCCCUCUGAUGUUCUGCAGAUCAAGACCCAGCAGGGAGUUCCAGCUCAGCCGUCUGGUUUCGAGGCUGAGGCCGAGCUGGACUCACGCAUCAUGCUGUCGUGGCUUUGGCCCGUCCAGGACCCCAUCGUUGGCUUUGAACUGCUCUACUGGGAGGACAGCAAUCCUGCAGACAAGCAUCAUGCCACUUUCGACCCAGCAGGCUCCCAUGCAGUUGAUGGUCUGAAGCCAGACACACUCUACGUGUUUUCCCUGGCAGCAAAAUCUGAGAUGGGUUUAGGAGUCUUUACUCAGCCUAUUGAGGCCCGGACUGCCCAAUCCACCCCCUCAGCCCCUCCCCAGGAGGUACGCUUGCUCAGCGUCAGCUCCACCAGCAUCACGGUGAGUUGGGUGGCGCCGCCCACAGACAGCCGCCACGGGGAGAUAGUGCGCUACUCCCUAGCCUACCGAGCACUCACAGGGGAGGACGUGAAGCGCCACCAGGUGUCAGGGAUCGGUACGGAUGUCACCAGCUACGUGCUGGAGGACCUGCAGAAGUGGACUGAGUAUUUGGUGUGGGUGAGGGCUCACACUGACGUCGGGCCCGGCCCGGAGAGCUCCGCAGCCUGCAUCAGAACCCAGGAAGAUGUGCCGGGAGCUCCUCCCAGGAAGGUGGAGGCAGAUGCCCUCAACUCUACUGCCCUCAGGGUGACCUGGAAGCCUCCCCUGACUGUGAAGCAGCAUGGCCAGAUCAGAGGCUACCAGCUGGUCUACUCCAGGCUGGAGAACGGGGAGCCUCACGGCCAGCCGGUCAUCGUGGACGUUUCCUUCCCUGAAGCCCAGUGGACUCAUGAGGACUCAACGGACUACGAGGCCAUUGUAACAGGUCUGCUCCCAGAGACAUCCUACUCUGUGACUGUAGCUGCGUAUACCACCAAGGGCGAUGGAGCUCGCAGUAAGGCCAAGGUGGUCACCACCACAGGAGCAGUGCCUGGCAAGCCCACUAUGAUGAUCAGCACCACCAUAGGGAACACUGCGCUGAUCCAGUGGCAGCCUCCUAAGGAGAUGGUUGGGGAGCAUGUGGGAUACCAGCUGCAGUACAAGAGAGCCGAGGAGGAAGCUUUCACCAUCAAAGACUUCAGAAAGGCAGAUGAUCAUUUCACAGUCACUGGCCUCCACAAGGGAGCCACCUACAUCUUCAAACUGUGCGGCAAAAACCGAGCAGGCAACGGGGAGGAAUAUGUGAAGGAGAUCAGCACCCCUGAGGACAUUCCCAGCAGCUAUCCCCAGAAUCUGAGUGUGGUCGGCCUGACUGCCAGCUCCACUAAGCUGGCCUGGGAGCCCCCUCCUCUGGCAGAGAGGAACGGGAAGAUGAUCAAGUACGUGGUGGUGUAUCGAGAUAUCAAUAGCCAGAACAACAACACCAACAGUACCACAGAAACACAGAUGACCGUACAAGGUUUGCAGCCAGACACAACCUACGACAUCAGAGUCCAAGCCUUCACCAGUAAGGGGGGAGGACCCAUCAGUCCCAGCAUUCAGAGUCGGACCAUGUCCACCUCCAUGCCAGACCUUCCCUCAGUGUUCACCAAGAACUUUGGUGUGAAGGCUGUGAUGAAAACCUCUGUCCUACUGACCUGGGAAGUACCAGAAACCUACAAAUCCCAAGUGCCUCUGAAGAUCCUGUACAACCAGCAGAGUGUGGAGGUUCAAGGCAACCUGAAGAGGAAGCUGAUCACACAGCUGCAGCCAGACACGGAUUAUUCCUUCGUGCUAAUGAGCCGGGGGAACAGCGCUGGCGGCCUCCAGCAGCAGGUUUCCAUUCGAACAGCUCCAGACCUGCUGAAGAUGAAACCGGCUCGAUACCAGCACGAUGUGGAGGAGGGUGGUAAAGUGACCAUCAGUCUGUCCAGGGUGCCUGCUGAAGCCCCUGUCAGGUGGUACUACAUAGUGGUUGUCCCUGUCACCCCGGUUUCUCUGAAAAGAUGGGAGAACCCUGAAGACAUGGACAUACAUGAGCUCCUGGAGGCUGGUGCUGACAGCGGCCUGCAGAGGAAGAAGAGACAGAGCCAGGACUUCCUGCAGCCCUACAUCGCUGCCAAGCUGGACGUUCUGCCUGAGAUCUUCACCCUGGGAGAUGAGAAGAAAUACAACGGCUACUACAACAAACCGCUCCCCGGCCAGCAGCAGUAUCGCUGCUUUGUUCUGGCUGACUUGACGGACCAAGAGUCUCAGAGGACGUUUGCGGCCACCCCGUUCUCUGAGCCCAUCAUGGUGAAGCUCCACAAUGGGAUGACCCGACAAACUGAGGACCCAGAGAUGCUCUGGGUGAUGGGUCCAGUGCUGGCGGUCAUUCUCAUCAUCAUCAUAGUCAUUGCUAUUCUGCUCUUCAAGAGCAAACAAGAAAGGAAACGGACAUCUCCAGCCAAGGAUGAGCACAUGGCGGGGGUGAAGGACUCACUGCUGGCCCACUCCUCAGACCCUGUGGAGAUGAGGAGACUCAACUAUCAGACACAAGGUUCCAGUGCCCUCACUUGCCCGAAUACUCCAAGGAUGAGGGAACAUCCUCCCACUGCUAUCUGUGACCUGGCAGACUACAUAGAGAGACUCAAGGCCAACGACGGUCUACGCUUCUCUCAGGAGUACGAGUCUGUAGAUCCAGGACAGCAGUUCACCUGGGAGCACUCCAACCUGGAGGUCAACAAGCCAAAGAACCGCUAUGCAAAUGUUAUUGCCUACGACCACUCCAGGGUCAUCCUCACACCUGUGGAUGGAGUUCCAGGAAGCGACUACGUCAACGCCAACUACAUUGAUGGCUACAGGAAGCAGAAUGCUUACAUUGCCACACAGGGGCCGCUGCCGGAGACGCUGAGUGACUUCUGGAGGAUGGUUUGGGAGCAGAGGACCUGCACCAUCAUUAUGAUGACCCGCCUAGAGGAGAAGUCACGGGUGAAAUGUGACCAGUACUGGCCCAGUCGAGGCACAGAGACGUAUGGGAUGAUCCAGGUGACCAUGCUGGACACUGUGGAGCUGGCUACGUAUAGCGUACGCACAUUCACCCUCUAUAAGAAUGGCUCGAAUGAGAAGAGAGAGGUUCGACAGUUCCAGUUCAUGGCCUGGCCUGACCAUGGAGUGCCUGAGUAUCCCACCCCAACACUGGCCUUUCUACGCAGAGUCAAGGCCUGUAAUCCUCCAGACGCUGGGCCCAUGGUGGUCCACUGCAGUGCCGGUGUGGGCCGUACAGGCUGCUUAAUCGUGAUCGAAGCCAUGCUGGAGAGGAUGAAACACGAGAAGUCGGUGGACAUUUACGGUCAUGUGACAUGUAUGCGGGCUCAGAGGAACUACAUGGUGCAGACAGAGGAUCAGUACAUAUUCAUCCACGAGGCCCUACUGGAGGCUGCAACAUGUGGCAACACAGAAGUCCCUGCCCGAAACCUGUAUGCUCACAUCCAGAAGCUCACCCAGAUCCCUCCCGGAGAGACCGUCACCGCCAUGGAACUGGAGUUUAAGAAACUGGCCAAUUCUAAAGCACAUACCUCAAGAUUCAUCAGUGCCAACCUGCCGUGUAACAAGUUCAAGAACCGUCUGGUGAACAUCAUGCCUUUCGAGUCCACCCGUGUCUCCCUGCAGCCAAUCAGAGGGGUGGAGGGCUCUGACUACAUCAAUGCCAGCUUCAUCGACGGAUACAGGCAGCAGAAAGCAUACAUGGCCACCCAGGGCCCGCUGGCCGAGACCACGGAGGACUUCUGGAGAAUGCUGUGGGAACACAACUCCACCAUUGUAGUCAUGCUCACCAAACUCCGCGAGAUGGGACGGGAAAAGUGCCAUCAGUACUGGCCCGCUGAGCGCUCUGCACGCUACCAGUACUUUGUGGUGGACCCCAUGGCUGAGUACAACAUGCCUCAGUACAUCCUGAGAGAGUUCAAAGUCACAGACGCCAGGGAUGGUCAGUCGAGGACCAUCAGGCAGUUUCAGUUCACCGACUGGCCAGAGCAAGGAGUGCCAAAAACUGGGGAGGGAUUCAUCGAUUUCAUCGGCCAAGUCCAUAAAACGAAAGAGCAAUUCGGACAAGAUGGACCAAUCACUGUGCACUGCAGUGCUGGUGUCGGGCGGACUGGUGUGUUCAUCACCCUGAGCAUCGUCCUGGAGAGGAUGAGGUACGAGGGAGUGGUCGACCUCUUCCAGACCGUCAAGACGCUCCGAACUCAGAGGCCCGCCAUGGUGCAGACAGAGGACCAGUACCAACUGUGCUACCGGGCUGCUCUGGAGUACCUGGGAAGCUUUGAUCACUAUGCAACAUAACCCCACCCAGAAUGACAUCCACCCUCAGAAGAGUUCUGUGUCUCCUCUGAGCCAUAUCUACUCAGCUCCAUCAGUCCCCGGGGCCUGAUGAGGAGGCUACGAGGAGGACUGAUGAGGAGGUGACCACAGCAGGAAACAGGGGAGAUUAGAGGAAAGAGGAGAGGGGACAGGACGACCUCCUCUUGCACUGGUGCCAUGAUUCUGCCACAGACCCGACACCAAAACCUCCCGAAAAACCAACCCCCGAGAGACUUGUAGUCAUGCCUCAUUCCGAUUCUUGACUGAAUACUCCCGUCACUCCCCAAUUUCUGCCUCCUCCUUAUAGCAAAAACAAACAUUCUGCUAUUUUCAUUUAUAUUCACCAUUACUAUGUUGUUAUAAAUAUUUAGAAUUUAUUUUGUAAUCACUUACACUGGUUAUUAUAUGUCUUAAUGGGUCUUUUUUUAAAAUUUGCUUAUCUUUUCAUUAUUUUUAUUAGCACAAAGGACAUGUAUUUUCAACAUUAAUACUGGAGAGCGUAUACUCACAGCUGCUAAUAAUUUUAUUUUGUACCAUAGAUAUAAUAUUCUAAUGUUAUCAUUGCUCAGUUGAUCUUAUUUAGGGGCAAAUGUGGGUUGUCUUGACAUCCAGCAGAUGAUGAUGAUGAUGAUGAUAUCUCCCAAACAGAUCAAAUAAACAGAUAAAGUUUGUGAACUACAGUAUGAAAUAAACCUACGGCUACAAACACGCAGAGACUAUUCACAUCUGAACAACCGCUACAGACUUUCUUGUCAGUAACUCUUGACUUAUUUUCUCAAAGCCAUCAGAAAUGUGGAGACUUUCAACAAAAGAAAUAUAAAGUUGUUGGAAAGGUUGUGUAGUUUUCACACCCCUUCUUAACAUGGACUCAGGUAGACUAAACACAGACGGUCUGUUGUCGAGAACUUUUGUGAAAUAAGUGUGAUGAUGUCACAUUGUGAAGAAAGAAAUUCAUUACGGCACCAAUUUAAUUCAAUUUAAUUAAAUUCAAUGUAUUUUUAUAUAGCGUCAAAUCAUAACAGAAGUUAUCUCGGGAUGCUUUUCAUAUAGAGCAGGUCUAGACCGUCCUCUAUAAUUUAGAGACCCAACAAGAGAUCCCCCAUGAGCAUGCAUUCUUAUGCGACAGUUGCAAGAAAAACCUUCCCUCUAACGAGUAGAAACCUCGGGCAGAACCGGGCUCUGGGUGAGCGGCCAUCUGCUGUUGACAAGACUCAAUGUUGAAAUUGAAUCAAAUUGGAUUAGUUGCCCAACCUUAAAGGAUAAAGCUGGCUUUAUUCAAUAUUUUCUUAUUGUCAACAAAUCACAAGAAAACACCAACAACAACAAUGACUACAUUUACAUGUACAAAAUGUUUUGCCCUUAUUCCGAAAAAGACGAUAUUCCUACUAAGCUGUUUGCAUGGCUAAUGAAAAUGAAUAUUCCACUAAUAUUCCCGUUUACAUGCAGCCGUGCAUACUCCGAUUAAUGUAACCGGUGGCAGACUUGUUUCACCGUGCGAACACAGCCUCCCUCUUUCAUUCCUUCAACCACCUUCUUGAAAAUGUCGACGUUGCGAUAUUUACACAUAUCCAAAAACCUGUUGAUAUCCAAGUCUUCCAUAAUGUUUAACGGUAGGUGUGUGUUUGUCCUUCUGACCAGAGACGUGGGCUUUUCUUUUGGUCAUGCAUCUCUGCAAACUGUUGGCUAGUUGGUUUGUGUACAAACGCACAGAGCUGAGAUGUAUAUUGUGAAUGUUCUGUAUACAUGUUCAAAGAAUGCUCCUAAAACCUAAAUAAUAUUGGCAUAUCCCACAUGUCUUAAUCAGAAAAUGCUCCAUUCAGAACAAGGCCUAAUUCAGAACAUCCAAACUGAAUAUGCUGUUUACAUGACCCGUAUCAAAUUCACAAUAUUGUCAUAUUCGGAAUAAUAGUGGAAUAUUAGUGUGCAGGUAAACGUGGUCAUUAAUUGGUCCGUCUCUCUACACUUUCUCACUUCUCUGUCUGUGGCUCUCAGCUCCAAGCCCACUGGUUCCUACUGAAAACAUACUUUCAAAAAACCCUGGUUUUAUCAAACAGGAGGAAAUAUGCAAAUAUGCAUUUGUUGAGGACUAUUUUCAGCGGCGGAUUAAUGCACAUUUGAUGCUCUAGUGAGUAUUUGUGGCAGGAGGAAGGUGUAUGAGGGAUUAAGUCAGAAUAAAGUACAGUGUGUGUGUUCAUAAUGAUGAAGGAACAUGUCAACCAUUGUGAGUGUGACUCACUGAUGUGUUUUUAAUAGUUUUUGGACAACAAUGGAGCUCUAUGGUUCAGAGGAAGAGAUAUCCGGCUUUGAUACAAACACAAUACUUGUCAGUAGAAUCACUUCAUUGUUGGUUUGGCUCUGCACAUGGGAUUUGUUGACAAGAAGAAACAAAUGCUGUAGAAUAUCACCAGACUUAUUCAUAUGUAAAUGUUCUGUUGAUUGUACAGCCCCUGAUUUUGUUAUAUCAGCUAACAACGCUCUAAAUUCCAAAAUGUCAAAAACGUUUUUAAACCCAACGCAGUUCACAGCUGAAUUUUUAAGCAUUCACAGUGGGAUUGGAGGAAAUUUAGGAAUGUGGGGGCACGAUUAUAUUAUAUGAAAACAAAAAAAAUAUAUAGU